Molecule: messenger RNA, 1997 nt
Organism: Ipomoea triloba (trilobed morning glory)
Lineage: Eukaryota; Viridiplantae; Streptophyta; Magnoliopsida; Solanales; Convolvulaceae
Exons: 9
Coding region: 248-1828 (526 amino acids)
Source: RefSeq, a predicted model, not a curated record
UUUGAACAGUGACUAAAUUUGUCUGCUUAGGGACAAAGAUGAUACCCUCUACCCAGAGUGUGUGUGUGUAGUAUUUACAGAUUAAACGUUUCAAAAUUCAGUGUUUCUUGAGAAAGGGACUCACUUUUCUUUGCAUUCUUCAACUUCAGUUCUGGUUUUCCAGGUUUGCCAUUGCUGUGUGUUGUGUUUGUUUCUGCAAUCUGCCCAGCAAUGCAAUGAGUUCAUCCCUGUGAAGGUGGAAACAAAGAUGAACAAUGGUGGCAGGAGUAAUUUGCAGCAGGCCAUGAAAGCUUCUCCUAUCAAGCAUGAAAAAAAGAAAUGGGAAGUGCAAAGUGACAAGAGAAUGUAUGCAGAGAGGCCAGCUGCAAGUAGGAGAAAAGCAAUGGAAGAUAGAAAAGUGGCACUGUUACAAGAUGUUGAUAAGCUAAAGAAGAAGCUCAGGCAUGAAGAGAAUGUUCACCGAGCUCUCGAGAGAGCCUUUACAAGACCUUUGGGAGCUCGCCCUCGCCUGCCUCCUUAUCUUCCAUCUGCUACGCUGGAGCUUUUAGCCGAAGUGGCUGUAUUGGAGGAGGAGGUUGUUCGGCUUGAAGAGCAAAUCGUGCAUUUCAGGCAAGGAUUAUAUCAAGAAGCUGUCUAUGUUUCAUCGUCCAAGAGUAAUGUGAGCAGCGAUGGGCCAUUGAAGGAGAACGACUCGUGCUUUUCAACGACAAACAACCACAAACCGCCUAAUUUGAAAGCCCAAACUGUCAGAACUCACUUGAACAGACUUCCCAUCGAGCAAACAUCAGUGGAGAAGCGUUUAGACCUGCAGAGAGGACAGCCAGAUGGGAAUAUUGUGGAACACGGGAGAGCAGAAGAGAGGGAUUUUGUCACUCGGGAUAGAGAACCAUCCCGGGAUUGUAGUCCAAACGAAAUUUCUGAGAGCACUUUGAAAUGCUUACUGAAUAUUUUCUCGAAAAUGAGCUCCAAAGAGAGGUGGAGUUCAGCAGAAACACUAUCGUGUAAUAGCACAGUGACUGCAGAGUUUAAGGACCCUUACAACAUUUGCUCGAAGUUUGGGAGAAGAGAUAUCGGUCCAUAUAAGGACUUAUUCGUUGUUGAAGCUGCAUCGAUCAAUCCAAACCGAUCAAGAAUAUCUGUUUUUCUUGUUCGUAGAUUGAAACUUCUCCUCGAGAAACUUGCAUCAGUCAAUCUGAAAGGCCUCUCUCACCAGGAGAAGCUUGCAUUCUGGUUAAACAUCUAUAAUUCAUGCAUGAUGAAUGCAUAUCUAGAGAAUGGAAUUCCUGAGAAUCCCGAAAUGGUGGUGGCGUUGAUGCAAAAGGCAACCAUAAAUGUUGGAGGGCAUUUGCUCAACGCGAUUACCAUUGAGCACUUCAUUCUAAGGCUGCCUUACCACUCGAGAUAUGUUUUCGCAAAGGGUGUAAAGAAUGAUGAGAUGACAGCACGUAGCCUCUUCGGUUUGGAGUUCUCUGAGCCAUUGGUGACCUUUGCUCUCUCUUGUGGAAGUUGGUCAUCCCCUGCAGUGAGAGUCUAUACUGCAUCCAAGGUCGAAAGCGAGCUAGAAGUGGCGAAAAGAGAGUACCUGCAGGCAACCAUCGGGGUAUCAAGAAACGAGAAACUGGUGGCAAUACCGAAGCUGUUGGACUGGUACUUGCUCGAUUUCGCCAAGGAUAUGGAGUCACUGCUGGAUUGGGUGUGCCUUCAGCUACCAACUGACCUGGGAAAAGAAGCAAUUACCUGUAUUGAGAGAAAGAAUGAUGAACAUCUUUUGCAGGUUCUCCAGAUCAUGCCAUAUGAGUUUAGUUUCAGAUACCUCAUCAGCAUAUGAAUCUUGUUUUCCUUUGUUUUUCUUCAUUUACACUGAUUCAAAAGCUUUGAAGUUAGACUGUCAAUAUAUAUAUAGAAAUACUAGAGGUGCAUAGAGUGAUUGAAGUAUAUGUGAUUCUUUUAUCAAGGUGCUCGCUUUCAUCUGAAUGAAACUAAUCUAGUGUUGAGCA